UGGGGCAUUAUUAAACUAUUGAUUCAGGCUACCAGGCAACCACUUCCCUGAUGCUGAGCAUCAUUCACUGAAUUUGCGGAUUUCCUGACAUCCCUCUGCGAAGUCUAUCACUUUUUUCUGUGCUUGAGAUUUCGAUUACACUUUUGUUUACACACACACACACACACACACACACAUCCCUUCGUGACCUCACCUUACCCCAAACACACGCCUCUGCACCCCUCUUUCAACGAUGCUAGACUCGAUCAGUAAUUUCAUUCUGCAACACCUGGCUGAAAAGCUCCUCUCUGCUCACCAGGAAGAUCAUGAUUGAAUGAAUCCCGCCUUUCCACAAUAGGUAAAAGUCAUAAAUAAAAGCCAUUAUGGAACAGCCAACUAUGCAACCUAUUUCCACAUGCUUCACAGCGUAGAAUAGCCCAGCUCAGGAUCUACCAGGUGGGGAAUAAUCCUGUUCAGAAAAGAAAUAACCCAAUGGAAAAACUGAGUCAAGAGGAUACUGCAGUGCACUAUCUUCAUAAGGCCAUCUUCUCAAUCUUUGCAGUCAUCUACCUCCCCAGGUAAAUCACAAAAGAGAAAUAGUGACAAUGGCCAAGUUGACAGAGUCCAUGACUAAUGUCCUGGAGGGAGACUCAAUGGAACAGGAUGUAGAAAGCCCAGUAACCAUUCACCAGCCAAAAUUGCCCAAGCAAGCCAGAGACGAUCUCCCCAAACACAUCAGCAGAGACCGAGCGAAGAGAAAAAUCCAGAGGUACGUGAGGAAAGAUGGAAAGUGCAAUGUUCACCAUGGCAACGUGCGGGAGACGUACCGUUACCUGACUGACAUCUUCACAACGCUGGUUGAUCUGAAAUGGAGGUUCAACCUGUUGAUCUUUGUUAUGGUUUACACCGUGACGUGGCUCUUCUUCGGCAUGAUCUGGUGGCUCAUAGCUUAUAUCCGAGGAGAUAUGGAGCACAUAGAGGACCCCACGUGGACUCCAUGUGUCACUAACCUCAAUGGGUUUGUCUCCGCUUUUUUAUUCUCAAUAGAGACAGAAACCACUAUCGGUUACGGCUACCGAGUCAUCACAGACAAGUGUCCUGAAGGAAUUAUCCUCCUUUUAGUCCAGUCUGUGUUGGGGUCUAUAGUCAAUGCCUUCAUGGUAGGCUGCAUGUUUGUAAAAAUAUCGCAGCCUAAGAAGAGGGCAGAGACGCUGGUGUUUUCUACUCACGCAGUCAUCUCCAUGCGGGACGGGAAACUCUGCCUGAUGUUCCGGGUGGGGGACCUGAGGAAUUCCCACAUCGUGGAAGCCUCAAUUAGAGCCAAGUUGAUCAAAUCUAAACAGACCACAGAAGGAGAGUUCAUACCACUGAACCAGACAGAUAUCAAUGUGGGGUAUUACACAGGGGACGACCGUCUCUUUCUCGUGUCCCCGUUGAUCAUUAGCCAUGAAAUUAAUCAACAGAGUCCUUUUUGGGAGAUCUCCAAAGCGCAGCUGCCCAAAGAGGAGCUAGAGAUUGUUGUGAUCCUAGAAGGAAUGGUGGAGGCAACAGGAAUGACAUGCCAAGCCCGGAGUUCUUAUGUGACCAGCGAGAUCCUGUGGGGUUAUCGCUUCACUCCUGUUCUGACACUCGAGGACGGUUUCUAUGAAGUGGAUUACAACAGCUUUCAUGAGACAUACGAGACCAGCACACCAUCCCUCAGCGCCAAAGAGCUGGCAGAACUGUCCAACAGGGCUGAACUGCCUCUAAGUUGGUCUGUCUCCAGCAAACUCAACCAUCAUGCGGAACUGGAAACUGAGGAGGAAAAAAACCAUGAAGACCAAACAGAAAGGAAUGGCGACGUGACCAACCUAGAGAAUGAAUCCAAAGUUUGACGUCCUGGGUGGAGCAUCCCCUUGUCCUCACACAACCUGCGUUCAUUUCUCCUUUUUUGUUCUCCAUUUUCAUGUUAGGAAAGGACAUCUUCACGUUGUGAAAUAUCUACCUGCCCUGCUCAAAUACGGAGCUUCAGAAGCAGUCACAGAUCCGCGGGCGGCCUCUGGGAGCCACCUCCUCCCAGGCCACCAUACUUUCAAUCUUGCAGAUUUCAAGCUGGAGAGGUGCAGGAGAUCUGUGCUACCAGGAUGCUUCAAUAAAGGGUUAUCUUUAAUACCUGGAACAGGAAAAGCCAUCUCUGGUGCCUAAACAUUCUUGGAAUAGCUCUAAAUUGUAUAUAUUCCAGCCAAUUUUCCAGGGUGAUCUGUUUGCCAAAAGUGGGCGUUGCCUUUCUAAAGCUGUCCUGCGAAAAAGACCUACAGUUUAAAACAACACUGUACAUACGCCUUCUGUAAUUAUUUUCUCUUCACACUAGUAAUAAAACCCAGCAUGUAUGUACACAGGUACUGACUAUAGUGACGACCUUCUAAAUAAUGUACAUAGUUGUGCAAUCUCGAUAGGUUUAGCCACCUGCCUUUAGAAAGAACUAGAUGGCAGAAAUCUACCCAACAGCGGACCGUAGGCAUUUCUGUUCUACUAUCGGUAGUUCUCCCGUUCUGUUAGUUGUAUCUGGCCCUUUGGUGCAUGGCCCUCUCCUCAGUGUACCACACUGGCAGCUACUACGCCCACCUCCAUGUUUCUUUACUGAUCCUUUCCAAAAGCCAUAGGUCUAGGGGAGUUGGGACACGAGGUGAAGGAACCACCCAGAGUUAGUUGUCUUGUGAAAUGUGGGCCAAAGUAACCCUUCUUGUUUUUUUAGGACAAGGUCACCAUCCUAAGCCGGCUUUCACCCACCCACCCACCCGGUCUGGGGUAGCUCCUUAGGGCUGUAUCUCUCCUACAUCUUCAGUUCAGUCUUUUCCUUUUAAAGCAGAACAGCUUGGAAAAGCAUGUUUUUCAAAACGUUGUGUAGCCAAGUGGCUCCAUGCUAACCACUGGAAAAGCGGAAGGCUGCUCUGCCAGCUGAGGGCACUUGUAGAAUUCCAAGAAGGGGUUCGAUGAAUGAAAUGUAUUAAGGCCAUUUGUCGUGUUAUUGGUUUUUGACUCCUAAAAGAAAUGACUUUGCCCUUCCUUACCUCUCACACCCCCUUCUUCAGCUCCCAGCUGUGUUUCUAGCGCUGUUCACACAGAAUCUAGCAGCCACGCAGGAUUCGCAUCUGAAUCUUUCCCCCUAAAAGAUUCACACAUCAAGAAUUAACCUAUUGACCUGCCUCGCCUUUGAGAAAGGAUUUCUGGAACUGGGUGGAAGGUUACCAAUCGGCCCCAAAGUCCCCCUCAAUCAAGAGAAAACAAAAGAACUCUAGCCUUAAUUUUUAAAAUGCAUGUAUAUAUCUUAGCUGCCUCGUCGGAAAAGAAGGAUUCGCUUUUUUAAAAGUAUUUUUUGUACAGAAUAUUUGAACUAUAAAGUGACAAAUCCAGACACACACACGCACACACACACACACACACGCACACAGAAAACCUCAGGAGAAAUCGAGUGGGCACGUGGAGAUUUUGCACUGUGACAGAUCUUUCACCUUCAUUUCCCAUCUACCAGCUCCCCGUCUGUCCCUGAGCACAGUCGCCAUCACAUGUAUUCAUUCCGUGGAUGCGUUUAUUUUCAGCUUGCACAGCUGCCCCGUGGGAGCUCUUGCAGCAUCUGGGUCAGAAGAGAUCAAGCCGGUUUCUGUUUCCGGUCCCCUCCCUCCCCAGUGGGGCUGCACGUUCCUUUUCUCCACUGGGGUGGAGGACGGAGGCUUUGCGUAGUGUAGCAGACAGCACAGAGAAGCCAGGUGCGCCCCCUCCCCCCCCCCCCCCCCCCCCCCGGAGGCAGCCUGGGCUCUGCCUUCACCUGCUCGGGCAGGCCUGCUCCAGGAUAACUUGUUUCUUGCCCUUGGCUGCAGGGAGACAGAGCUGGCUUGCUGCUGGCUGUCCCGUGGUCGGGAGCGCCGAGGCCCGGGGUGUUUAGGGGCUCCCUCUUUUCCUGCCUCACGCCGUAGCUACGUGAGGCUGCUCUCAGGCAGGGAGGAUUCCGCAUGUCCCGGCUCCGGCACUUCGUAGGCUUCUCCCAGAGAAAUCGAGGCACGGUUUCGGGGCGGAGCGUGCUGGCCGGUAUCAUUACAAAGAGCGCCUCCUAGUGAGGCAAGUGGCUGUCUGUGUCCACAAGGCUCCGUAUUUCUGCCUCAGCCUUGGCGUCGAGGGCAAAGCUGGGGAAGCCGGGGUAGAGUCGGGGCCCAUUGUAAGGGGGGAGCUUUUCCUGCUCAGAUAAUCACCCUCGAGAGGGCAGCUCAGGGUCCUGCUGAACUUUUACACGCCCUUAAGCACAACUAAAUAAAGGCCAGCCUCCCACCCCCGAGGGCACGUGCACGGGGAGCUUCUCCUUUCGGGGCUGUGGCGCCGACACCGUCUCCAGUGUCCCCCCCUCCGUGUCUCUGGUCUCGACGUAGUGGAAGACGGGAAGUUUACCAAAUCGUUUUUUGUAACCUGAGCUUUCUGGGCUUUCAAGGGGAAGCUUCACAGGAACUUUGUACCAGAGUGUCCCUAGCAGACAGCCUCUAUUUUUCUACAGUUCUAAGCGCUUGAACCGAUGUAUUUUGUGUCCAUCCGACUUCACUAUCGACACUUCCGCACUGAGCGCUCGGAAUCCUCCAAGGGGCGAGGACUGAGCGCUAGUUUCCCUGACUGUUCCUGCUACAAUCGCUACUGCCGUUACCGGUAGGAGAAAGUGCAUGGAUGGGACUGUCCAAACAACGCUUGUGCCCCAACUAAGCAGUAUUUUGGUUUGUAUUCAUUUCGGUUACUUUCUAGGGGUCGAGGGAGAAGUAGGAGACGAGGCUCGGGGGCCGGAGGGCGUCUGCCUCGGAAUGGAGGGCUGACGACCCUAACCGGGCACGCGCCGCGGGGUUUGGACCGCCUUUCCCAAGAAGCCCGCGAAAAUCCUCCAAUUGUCCCAGCCGCCGCCGCAACACGCCUCACAGCGCGAAGCGGAAUGUGUUCAUUUCUCAAUUGGCUUCCUGUAACUAAUAAAAACGUUUUCUGUUGUCCUC
Molecule: messenger RNA, 4979 nt
Organism: Monodelphis domestica (gray short-tailed opossum)
Lineage: Eukaryota; Metazoa; Chordata; Mammalia; Didelphimorphia; Didelphidae
Gene: KCNJ6
Product: potassium inwardly rectifying channel subfamily J member 6
Biological process (GO): regulation of monoatomic ion transmembrane transport; potassium ion import across plasma membrane
Cellular component (GO): plasma membrane
Molecular function (GO): G-protein activated inward rectifier potassium channel activity
Source: RefSeq, a predicted model, not a curated record